AUGAAGUACACAAUCCUUCUCUUAGUUUGGGUUCCUCCUGCAAAAGCAGAGCUGGAGAAAAAGGCUUUCAUUUGGGACUGUGAUCGCAGGGAGCAGGAUAGCAGGACAGGGCUUGUGAAACAGGGAAGGAAAGAAGCCAACAUGAGUCUGCAUGCAUCACACUCGCCAGCUCGGUCUGGAGGGGGACGGGAAGGAGGUGCGAGUGAUUUCGAAACUAAAGAAGCCAUGACCCUCGACAGCUUAGCUAAUAAAUUAGCCACCACUGAUACCUCGGAGCUCAACUAUCCAGUGCGGGAGCCAGAGAAGGAUGGGGCGCACACCAGCAAAAUCUUCCUGGACAAACAAGAGAAACAGCGGCAGUUCGAAAUGAAAAGGAAGCUUCACUACAACCGAGGAGUGAACAUCAAAUUGGCCAGACAGUUGAUUUCCAAAGAUCUACAACGUGAGGACGAGGAGAAUGAAAACAAAGAAAGUUGGCAUGCCACCAGCCAAGACAAGACUACCACCAUGGAGGAAUCAGAGGAAGGCCCCACCAGCGACGAGGAACUGCAGACCCAGUCAUUCUACGACGAGAAGACAACGUUUGAUCAACGCUGCAAUUGUUUGUCAGAUCCAAACCCUGUUACUAUAACCCGCGGCUUCUUGUUCUGUAGAGCUCAUGCUUCAAGUACUGAAAUACUUAUCAGUUAA
Molecule: messenger RNA, 690 nt
Organism: Eubalaena glacialis (North Atlantic right whale)
Lineage: Eukaryota; Metazoa; Chordata; Mammalia; Artiodactyla; Balaenidae
Gene: PPP1R2C
Product: PPP1R2C family member C
Biological process (GO): regulation of signal transduction
Molecular function (GO): protein phosphatase inhibitor activity
Source: RefSeq, a predicted model, not a curated record